Molecule: messenger RNA, 904 nt
Organism: Sinocyclocheilus grahami
Lineage: Eukaryota; Metazoa; Chordata; Actinopteri; Cypriniformes; Cyprinidae
Product: LIM domain transcription factor LMO4-like
Exons: 5
Coding region: 368-904 (178 amino acids)
Source: RefSeq, a predicted model, not a curated record
CACAUGUAGACGUUGUACAGCACAAGCGACAAGCAACGGCGAGACAUCAGCGCGGAGGACAGUUCCAAACAGAGGCGCUCGCUUCAUCUGUGGAAAUUACGGAAGACAUUCCCGAACGCUCAUUUAACAAAACCGCAGUCGAUCUUUCCAGUGAUAACCAGAACAUCUGAAAAGGUGACGGCAACAGUGGAAAUACAAUCUGAAAACUCCAUUUGCUCCACUCUUUCGCAGCAGUGAGAAGUAUUCAUGCACGCGCUCCGUCUGUGAGUUUGUUGGACUGUGCGCGUUAUUUUUAUUGUCUACCGACAAAACAGCCUGCUAUACAUUUUUCAUUAACCAUUCAACCAUUGCAUUUCAAAUAGACACAAUGGUGAACCCUGGAGGAAGUGCCCAGCCCCCACCUGUUGGAGCGGGAUCUCUGUCGUGGAAGCGCUGCGCGGGAUGUGGGGGAAAGAUCGCCGACCGUUUUCUCCUGUAUGCCAUGGACAGCUAUUGGCACAGCCGCUGUCUGAAAUGUUCCUGCUGCCAGGCCCAGCUCGGAGAGAUCGGCACAUCCUGCUACACCAAGAGUGGCAUGAUCCUAUGUAGAAACGACUACAUCAGGUUAUUUGGGAACAGUGGGGCGUGCAGUGCGUGUGGUCAGUCCAUCCCAGCCAGUGAACUGGUUAUGAGGGCACAGGGAAACGUGUACCAUCUCAAGUGUUUCACGUGUUCUACCUGUCGGAACCGGCUGGUCCCUGGUGACAGGUUUCACUACAUCAACGGCAGCUUGUUCUGCGAACACGACAGACCCACAGCACUCAUCAAUGGCCAUUUGAGUUCACUGCAGACUAACCCUCUACUGCCUGAUCAGAAAUCAGGUCUAGAGGACAAGCGUAAUUCAUCCUGGCUGGAAGCUAAUUGA